This is a messenger RNA of Cygnus atratus (black swan), 3489 nucleotides long. RefSeq names its product estrogen-induced osteoclastogenesis regulator 1 (gene EEIG1). The transcript has 12 exons. The coding region runs from base 687 to 1838 and encodes 383 amino acids. The record is from RefSeq and is a predicted model, not a curated record. NCBI's taxonomy places the organism in Eukaryota, Metazoa, Chordata, Aves, Anseriformes, Anatidae.
CGGCGGAGGGGAGGGGGCGCGCUACCCAGCGUAGUGCUGCUAUUCACGAAGCGGCGCCGUACCUUGGCUCUGCCUUGCGGCCCCUUGAAGCGUUGGCGUAGCGGCCGCAAUUGGCGUAGCGCUCGGAGCGGCGGCGGCGGCGGCGGCGGGGCGCGGAGCGGAGCGGGCAGGAGCUGCGGGCGGGGGCCGGGCCCAGGCUGACCUGAAGACCUGCAUCAAGGAGCUGCGCAGGAAGAGGAGAGAGAAACUGGAAGCUCUCUGCAUGUGCUGCACGCAGACCUAAGGCUUCUUCAGAGACUCAGGAUGACUUCCCACGAGAGAUGCUUUCUGGAGGGGUUCUGCUGACGACGGAGCACAGCAGCCUCCAACGGGGACAGCUCCUGCUGGUCUGGAGCUGAGACUUGCUUCUCUCCCUUCCUUUUCCCUCGGAGAUGUUGCAGAGGUUUAACCUGACCUCCCCCUCCUCACCUGAAGCCUGCCGUGGCGAUGAUCCAGCAGCCCGAUCCGACCACCAAAGAGAAGAGGAUUGCGCGUUUGAAGCCGGGCCGUCGUUGUAACUGAACUGGAAUUUACUCCCCGCGUACGCUCCGGGAGCGAGAGCUGUUCCUCUGCUCGGCUGUGUGCGUGCUGAGCCGCUCCUCCCUGUCUCGUCUGGAGUUCCUGGGCUUUCCACGCUGAAUUUGCCCAUGGCUUUCCUGAUGAAGAAGAAGAAAUUCAAAUUUCAGACAAGUUUUACUCUGGAAGAGCUGACUGCUGUCCCCUUCGUCAAUGGCGUUCUGUUCUGUAAAAUCAGGCUGCUGGAUGGAGGAGACUUUGCUAGCUUGUCUACCAGAGAGGAAGUGCAGGAAAACUGUGUCCGCUGGAGAAAGAAAUUCACCUUCGUGUGCAAAAUGAGUGCCAACCCCGCCACAGGGCUCCUGGACCCCUGCAUCUGCCGAGUAUCUGUGCGUAAGGAGCUGAAGGGCGGAAAAACCUACUCCAAGCUGGGCUUCGCUGAUCUAAAUCUGGCAGAAUUUGCGGGCUCUGGAUCCACUGUCCGUUGCUGCUUGCUGGAAGGAUACGACACCAAGAACACGCGACAGGACAACUCCAUCCUAAAGGUCACCAUCGGGAUGUCCUUGCUCUCGGGGGACCCCUGCUUCAAAACGCCGCCUUCCACAGCCAAAUCCAUCACCAUUCCGGGGCAGGACUCCACCCUGCAGCUCACCUGCAAGGGCGAGGGAACCACAAGCAGCAACAGCACUUCAGCCCCAAUUGGCUCUCUGCGUCAGAGCAAGCCGCGAGCAACCAUCCUCAGCUCGGCAGGUGUCCCAGAAGAACCCGAUCAGAAUCUGUCCAGCCCCGAGGAAGUCUUCCACUCAGGGCACUCGCGGAACUCCAGCUACGCCAGCCAGCAGUCCAAGAUCUCUGGUUACAGCACAGAGCACUCCCGUUCUUCUAGCAUGUCCGACCUGACCCACCGCCGCAACACCUCCACCAGCAGCAGCGCGUCCGGAGGGCUCAGUAUGACGGUGGAGUGCCCCGAGGGAGAGCGCGACCACAAACUAGAGAAGCCGCCCCGGCCCCCCAGACCAGCUCUUCUGCUGGACAGACCCUCUCGGAGGAAAAAGGAUUCAGUGGAGAGUCAUCCAACCCGAGUGGAUGACACCAGGAUUGAUGCAGAUGAUAUAGUGGAGAAGAUAAUGCAGAGUCAGGACUUCACAGAUGUCAGCAAUACUGAAGAUAGCAACCUGAGGUUGUUUGUGAGCAGAGACGGAACAACUACACUGAGCGGUAUUCAGCUGGGAAACAGGGUCUCGUCUGGAGUUUACGAGCCAGUGGUGAUUGAAACCCACUAAAUGUGAAGAACAGGGUAGAGCUGCUGGAAACAGGCCCCCUACCCGGUCCGCUGCCACAUGGAUGCCAACCUUUACCUCUCUUCAUGCAGCAUUCCAGAAGGGAUUUCUCCACGCCCCUCCCCGUACAUUUGCACUGCAGAACUACUCCGAGACCACUCCAGACCGUGCACUUUCCCUGUCGGCAGUACCCUCCUCCACUUCCCAGUUCUUCCAGUGCCUGCCCUCCCCUGUUCCCAAGCAGACGCCAGGUGUCUGUUGGAUGUAUCCUUAGUCCUAGAGGACGUUGCUCUUCUGCACCCCUCAUUCCACCCGUCCAUUCGCAACAGGGGACGUCUCAGCUUUGUCUCCCCAAAACAUUGGGUUAUACCACUGUGAACUCUUCAAACCACUGGGGGAGGGGGAAGCCAUUGUAACCAAACCAAGAGCUGCUUGUUGGUGACACGGCGGAAGGGCCGCUUGCGGGAUGCUUUAUACAUUGACUCUGCAAGGGAGCAUCACCUUCCAAGGCAACAGUUUUACUGAACGAGGUAUGCUGUGGUGUGCACUUCACCUGGCUACCGUCAGAUCCCCAAACAGCUUCGUAUAGGAAAUAUCUCCCGAAAGUGCAUUUCAGAAAAUUACUGCAAUCCAGAUGGGAGCUGAUUAAAUGGUUAAAUGCUUGUUAUACCACUAACUGCAUCGUGCCCUUCCACUGCUGGGCAUGGAAGGGCAGUGCUCACCUAUUAGCAUUACCAGGAGCACUUUAGAGGUUCCAGAUUUUACCUGGAGGAGGCUUAUACUUGCUUUUCCAGGGUUAUAAUCCACGUUUGCUGGACUGAUUCAGCAAAUAGUUACUGUUGGAGCUUGGAAUACAAAACCUCUUUUUUUUUUUUGGCUCAGGAAGGGAGCUGCCCUUCUUGGACUGUGAAAAGAUUCUCGUUAUCUGACGGCCCUCCCUGGGCCGUGCAGUUAUCUGCAGCGGUCUCUCUGGUGGUGGUGGUAACAAUUGCCUCUCUCGGCCUGGGCCAGUACGGGAGUCGGUGUUGGUUGGCCUUUCUUGACCUGUCAGCAGGGAUCUACGCCUGAGCUGGUUCCUUUUGGGGCUGGGGAGAAGUAGGGCAAGAUGAAGCCCCCGUCUUUGCCUUCAGAGGUAGGACGGGUGUUUCCUGCUGCGUUAGCCACAGCAGCCGUUCCUACCUGCUCCGUGGCGAGUCAGCUCUGACAAGGCUUCAAACUCUUUUUCUGGUUGAUCCUUCAAUUGUUCCUCUUUGGGUUUUUCUGCAGUUGUUUGACACUUGAGCUGCCUCCUUGCAGCGUGUGGCAGAGGUGUCAGUCCCUUUCAGCUCCCACUGAUAGAUUCUCCUGGCAGCUGCGUUGCAGACGAGGAUCUCUGCAGACUCCAGCCGCGGGCUGUGCUUGCAGCCCUUCCUGUACAGAGACUCGUGGCCUGUAAGCUAUUUCUGUGUAGUGCCCUUUCCUCUUUUGCCGGUGUACUGUAGUAGCACUCAGCAGCCAUGCACUUUGAGUAACGGCGCGCUCCUGGCCCCGCCGGGAGCGUGCCCUCCUCUGACACACGUGUGCGUGCACACUCACGGGCACACACCUGCCCCGCUCAGCAAGGAAAGACUUGUAAUUGAUCACGUUGUUGUUCAAACUUAGUUAUUGUAAAGCC